Molecule: messenger RNA, 1008 nt
Organism: Lichtheimia ornata
Lineage: Eukaryota; Fungi; Mucoromycota; Mucoromycetes; Mucorales; Lichtheimiaceae
Exons: 2
Coding region: 1-1008 (335 amino acids)
Biological process (GO): transmembrane transport
Molecular function (GO): transmembrane transporter activity
Source: RefSeq, a predicted model, not a curated record
AUGAGUAUCUUUUGCUUUGGAAUCUACUUUGGUCCAUUGUUGGGCCCUGUCAUUGGUGGAGCUCUCACCACAACAUCACUCACAUGGCGUGCUUCUUUUUGGUUUUGCACAGCGUAUGCAGCAAUGUCAUUCGCUCUAGUUGCAUUCUUUUUACCGGAGACGUAUCGUGACAGCAAAUUGUUUGAUGAUGUAGGAUCCAUAAGUACAGCUAUAAAUGAUGUUCGACUACAAGAAAGUGAGAUUGGUACCCAAUGCAGCAAAGAGCCAUCAUCAAUAGCGGCGGCAACAACAAAAAGCACCAAACCAAGUCUUUGGAAAAUCGUUGCACAACCACUUUUCAUGUUGCGUUAUCCACAUGUUCUCCUUGCAAGUAGCAUUUUUGCUAUUGCAUUGAGCUGUCUUUUGGUAGUCGAAACAUUAUUACCGGUGUUAUUUUCUUCACACUACGAUCUUUCUUCAUGGGCUAUAGGCUUGUCGUAUAUUGCAUCAGGUGCUGGCAACGUCCUUGGUGCCAUUGUGAACGGCAUUCUUUCCGACCGGUUAUUAAUGCAUGCUAAACGCGGUCGUCAAGAUGGUCACUAUGUGGUGGAAGAUCGAUUAGCGAUACACUUGUGGCCCUGUGGGCUCAUUUUUAUGCCACUUGGGAUGCUGAUGUUUGGAUGGGGAAUCCAAACAAAUCAGUCUUACUGGAUCGCUAUUGUUGGCUUUGGCAUUCAGGCUUUCGGCUCGCAGCAAAUCAUCACGUGUGUCAGCGCCUAUUUGAUCGAUGCUACGCCUACACAUGGUGCCUCGGUGAGUGCAGCUUCCAAUCUAAUUGGUUUAAUAUUGGCAAGCAUUCUCAGCACCUGUGCCAAUCCCAUGGCGCAUGCCAUCGGUUCAGGAUUUGCUAUGGUGUUCUUUACAGCUCUAACGCUUUUGUCUAUGGGUCUACUUUUGAUCCUCAAAGUGUAUGGCAAGGAGCUACGACGAUCAUCUGGAUUUACCACUGUUGAGAAGACCUGUAUGUAA